GGGUUAUUGGCUGCAUGUAAACGUAGUCAGUGACGGGCACAUCAUACAAAAAGGGCAUGUUUAUUUUGCUGGGGAAAACUGAAGAAGAGUUGGAGGUUGGCAAGAUAGAGCUGGUCAUUGUGCACCACGGCUCUGUGUCCUUUGUCUCAGAAAAAUAUUGUUUUGUUAAGUUGAGGGACAUUGGGGUCUACAGUGUUUUGGGGACACCCCAAGAGCAGUUUGUUUGCGUGAGGCAUGAUGAUCUACUGGAUUAUUAUCCAUUGCCAUCCUACACAAUGUGUGAUAUUACAAUGAUCUGUCUCCAUCACUCCUUUGCAGAGACAUGUCUGCAGGACAGGAGGAGCUCAGGAGGGCUGUCUUGGCAGUACUUCCGGACCUACCUACUUCCGAACUACCUUGAUGGCAGGCCUGGAGGAACUUGGUGUAGAGAACAAGGAGGACAUGAGCCUUCUAAGUGAAGAGAAUCUUCUGCCCUUUCUCCGUGUGGUCCAGUCUAGAAAGCUCCUCCGUGCCUUUUCAUCUCAAGGUUACUUCUCAGCCCUGUCUCCUCCUGGCUCUCCACAACUCUCCUCAACCCUGUCCCCCGCGGGAAGUCCACAACUCUCCUCACCUGAGACACCCCGAACGUCCAACCCAAUAGCUCUUCCCUCACCACGCACACCAUGGCCUGUACAUUUUAAGGUUAACUGGGAAAAGAUGACGUCAGAGAUCCAGUCAGCCAUCGCAAAUUCUACUAGACCAAAUCCAGCCGCCAGAAGAGCGAUGGUCAGAGAGCUUGUCGAUCAAAUGAGGGUGCACAAUGCGAAUCCAAAUAGAGGGAUCUGUUUGAAAGUUGUAAACGAUAUAAUACAGAAGUACCCCACAUGUUUUGGGGAUGUGGAUGAUGGUGAAAAUACAGCUGGAGCAUCGCUCGUCCAGCAAGUAAAAACCAGAAUUGAGCACGUCAACCGAAACAACACAUUGGCACGGUUAAGAAAGAAUAAGCACAGCAAUCCCCAGGCGAGGACAAAUGGAAGAGGUCCUGUUGAUCAGUAUGGAUGUGUCCGAUGGGCACCUCAAGAACUCCCCUCAGGGGAGACUGAAGAAACCCUACAAGAGAUGAAGACUCAGAUGCAGCAGCUAUAUGCCCAGGAAGGAAUGUCAGGCGUGGAGAGAGGAGCGCUUCAGAGAUGGCUUCAGAGAACCUAUAUUCUCCAGCGUUGUGAUCUCAAUGCUGACCCUCCACACAGCGUCUCAAAAAUGAAGGACGACUGGCCCUUUCUCUUCUCCUUGAAGGGCCUGUUCUUGCAUUUCAGUGAGCUGACCGGAAUUCCUAUCCAGGAGAAGCUGCCAGCCACUAUAGACAACAGGAGUCAGAACAUCAUGGAGUACUUCAAACAGCAGAAGACACCAGGGGUGGGGAAGGUUCUGGAAGCCUACAAUGAAGAGAGUGGCAACAAAGCUGUCUGCACCAUCAUGUGCCUGCUUGCUCACUUUAAAGAGGAGGAUGGUAUCUUCCUUACGGCUGAUGAGAGAUACUGCGCGGCGCAGACACAUGGAUUAUGUCCAUGGAAGGAGCAUGUGUGAUGGGGCCCCACAGCAACCUCCUGCAUGGAUUGGCAGCACUCUUCGCUGCCUACUACGUCUUCAACUUGCAAUAUCCGGCAGAAGCCGCAAGCACACUUGAGUUCAUCCAGAGGUGUGUUUUAAACAUAGCACCGUCAUGAAAAUGUUCAUAGCAAUGACUUGAUAUAUGAAAGGAUCUUAAUCAAUGUUUAUGACUUUUCUGUAAUUUACAUUUUUGUUAGUUAGGGAUGUCAGUAAGUUGGCCCGGCCCACUUAAUACAAAAACAUAUUACUUCGCAUUUUGAGGGAUCAGAUUUUACACAUUACUUUAGGUAUAAGAAAAAACUCACACAUACAGACACUCACUCAAUCUCUCACAGUAUUCCGGCACCGUGCCGGAUCUCCGGCGUGACACGGUUGUGAAGAAAUUUUCAUCAGGAUAGAAAUUCGGGAAAGGUUUAUCAUUUUUGAGUUCCCCAAAACUCCAACCAGUGCACUCACAUCGCAGACCCUUGCAUCGAUAUCGUGCCAAGCCACAGACACACACACGCUCAUAUAGCCUACACCGACUCUGUCUCGCACGCACGCACGCACGCACGCACACACACACUAAUUCAUUCAUUGAUAAAGAUCCCUUAAUGUUUCAUGUCAUGGUAAUGACCAUCUCAACGUGUCUUAAAUGUUACCUGAUAAGUGUGUUUUCCCCCCCCCCUGUUUUCAGGGGGGGGAAAAAAUCCCAAUAUAUAAAUAAAUCCCCAGACGGGCAGCAAGGCAGAGAAAAAACGAGGGCUGAAUGCACCAGUUUGCACACUUUUGAGAAAACUGCUGGAUUUUGAAUUGGUGGGUAGGGGACAUUAGUGGACAGGGGACAUUAAUGGACAGGGGACAUUAGAGGACAUUUGUGGAUGGGGGACAUUAGAGGACAUUUGUGGACGGGGGACAGAGGACAUUAGUGGACAGGGGACAUUAGAGGACAUUUGUGGACGGGGGACAUUAGAGGACAUUUGAGGACAUUUGUGGACGGGGGACAUUAGAGGACAUUUGUGGACGGGGGACAUUAGUGGAAAGGGGGCAUUAGUGGACAGGUGACAUUAGAGGACAUUAGUGGAAAGGGGACAUUAGUGGACAGGGUACAUUAGAGGACAUUAGUGGACAGGGGACAUUAGAGGACAUUAGUGGGCAGGGGACAUUAGAGGACAUUUGUGGGCAGGGGACAUUAGGUUUAAC
Molecule: messenger RNA, 2772 nt
Organism: Perca fluviatilis (European perch)
Lineage: Eukaryota; Metazoa; Chordata; Actinopteri; Perciformes; Percidae
Exons: 5
Coding region: 400-1566 (388 amino acids)
Source: RefSeq, a predicted model, not a curated record